AACUUUAAAGUACAUUGAAGAAAUUGAUAAAGAUGAAUUGAUUAGAUAUUAUGCUAGAAUUGGGAUUAGUGACUUGGAUGCAAUUUCUCAUGAUGAAUUAUUUGGUAGUAUUUCAACUAAUAUGUAG
Molecule: messenger RNA, 127 nt
Organism: Racocetra fulgida
Lineage: Eukaryota; Fungi; Glomeromycota; Glomeromycetes; Diversisporales; Gigasporaceae
Source: the annotation of a GenBank genome assembly